Molecule: messenger RNA, 1700 nt
Organism: Magnolia sinica
Lineage: Eukaryota; Viridiplantae; Streptophyta; Magnoliopsida; Magnoliales; Magnoliaceae
Exons: 5
Coding region: 235-1440 (401 amino acids)
Molecular function (GO): DNA-binding transcription factor activity
Source: RefSeq, a predicted model, not a curated record
GGAAGGGUAGAUAGAAAGAAAAGGGUGGAGCGAGGAUUUGGGCGAGAAAAGUGAUAGAAAAGAUUCGAUGGAAAAGCUUGGGUUUGCGGGGUUGGGGUUUGAGCCUUUGCUUUUGUCUUCAUUAAAUCCGCCUUCUUUUGCUCUCUCUCCAUGACUCUUACUACGCCACAAAACUCCCUUCUUCUUUGGCAGUUACUGUAAUUUCCUCCAAAAACCUUCCCAAUUAUCAUAACUAUGCCACUAGAAGAGGAGCGCUGCAGCAGCAGUGGCAGCCGAUCUUUCAAGAAAAAGAAGCAGAAGAGGAUCCCUCAGCGCGGGCUUGGCGUUGCCCAGUUGGAAAAGAUCCGUUUAGAAGAACAGCAUAAGAAGAACGCCGUGUUUGCCAUCCCUUCCAUCCCCUUCUCCUCUCCUUCUCCCGCCCAACUCCAUCUCAGCUUACCAAAUCCCGUCUUCAAGACGUCCGACCUGGUCCCGAGUCUUGAAUUUGAAUUUCCCAUCCCAUCCCCAUCUCUGCAUUACGCGCAUCAUAGCAGUAGCAUCCCAUCCCCAUCUCUGCUUUACGCGCAUGAUAGAAGUAGCAUCCCAUCCCCAUCUCUGCAUUACGUGCAUGAUAGCAGUAGCCAGGUCGCCAGCGGCAGCUGCGGCGGGUAUUCAUUUAUUCAUGAGUUGUAUGGGACUCCCAAAUUUAAAACUUCAUUCCAAUACUAUCCGGAUUCGCAGAUUGAAUCAAAACCAGUUUGGCAUUUGCAGAAAAAUCAACAAACAGUUCAGCAGCCGCAACAACAACAAACUUCUUCAUUGGUCAAUAUUUCAACGUCAUCGUCAUGUUCGUCAUCUGUCAUUAAUCUUCAGAUGGAGCCCCCUUCAAACCAAAGCUAUUGCAGCAAUUACAUACCACCAGUAAGGCAUGAAGAAGAAAGGACACGCAUCAACGUUCGGCAAGAUAUGGUUGGCAUGAAGCGCCCCCGGCAAUUUUCUCUGGACGAACUGCCUGGUGCUGUCCCCUUCCAAUGCAAACUCAUGCCAUUUCACAUAUGGGAUGAAUCCUUGAGCGGGCUCGAUUUGUUCAAAUACGAUUCGCAGAAACCUCUAAUAAGAGAGGUUCCUUGGAGCUCUACUGCAGUCCAUACCGUCCAUGACUUCCACCGCCGGACCAAGAUCAUCAAAGAAAACAGAGAUUUAGAUGGUGAUUUUCUCACCUUGGGUCCCCCAACCGCCUACUCGAAUCCCAAAUCAAAACAAUCUGUACCGAUUCCGGACGCACAUUUUGGCGAAUGCAAUCCAGUCCAAUUUAAACAGAGCAGGGAAGAAGAAUCGUUAUUCGGUUUCUGCGGGCCAGGAAAACAACAACAGCCCUUCUAUAGCUUUCUGGCGGAGCGGUCAACUAACUUGAAAGAUUGGAGAGGAGUUGAUAGUGUUGAUUUGAAUCUGAAGUUAUAAGGAGUGUGUAGAAAUGUGAGAGAUCCAUUUGCUCAUGAUUCAAUGUCUUAAUGGUGCAGAUUUGCUUGCUGCAAUAACUUCAUGUUUCUCCAUCAAGCCCGUGUGAGAAGAGGAGAAUAUGGAAAGAGUUUCUAGCCAUAUGAGAAAGAUAAUUUGCUUGAUGGAAUGACUUCAUGUUUCUCAAUGAGCCAUGUGAGUAGGAAAGGUAUGGAAAAGAGAUUCUGGCUUUGAGAGUGAGUUUUCUUUUCUUUUCUCUUCAU